Molecule: messenger RNA, 1794 nt
Organism: Acanthoscelides obtectus
Lineage: Eukaryota; Metazoa; Arthropoda; Insecta; Coleoptera; Chrysomelidae
Source: the annotation of a GenBank genome assembly
AUGGAACUCAACCGAGAACAUUUUCGCAUCAUAAUUUAUUACAACUUUCAGAGACAAUUAUCGCAACAAGAAUGCCUUGCUGAGUUACUGUCUGUUUUCGGCAACGAAGCGCCACAUCACUCGACAAUUUCCCUCACCCAGGAAAACUUCGAUGCUGUGCGCAAACUCAUCAUUGAAGAUAGACAUGUGACAUAUCGCGAGACCUCGAUUCAAAAAAUUUUACAUGAAGAAUUAGGAAAAAGCAGGGUUAAUUGGUGUGAAAAAAGGCUUGACCGUUUCAAUUCCGGAAACUCAAAAAAAGUGUACAGCAUUGUUAGUGGUGAUGAAUCGUGGAUUUACACUUCGGCUGUUUGGGUGCUCCAAGGUGAAGAAAAGCCAACAAAAGUCAUCCGUUCUCGAAGUGUUUCGAAAAAGAUGGUCGCGACAUUUGUGUCAAAAGCGGGUCAUGCUGCAACAAUUUCUCUUAAUGAGCAAAGAACUGUUACUGCGGAUUGGUAUACCACCAUUUGUUUGCCAAAAGUCAUCACCGAGCUUCGAAAAAUCAACCCCGAAAGAAGAAUCAUCCUCCACCAAGACAAUGCAAGCUCCCACACAGCCCAAAAAACAAGGCAGUAUUUAACGGAAGAAAACGUGGAAUUAUUGGACCAUCCUCCAUAUAGUCCCAAUCUAAGUCCUAACGAUUUCUUGACUUUCCCGAAAAUUAAAAACAGACUGCGUGGUGAAAGGUUCCAGUCACCAGAAGAAGCAGUUGACGCAUUCAAAAAUGCCGUUUUGGAUCUGCCAGCAAACGAGUGGAAUAAGUGCUUCGAAAAUUGGUUCGAGCGCAUGCUGAUGUACAUCCCUCGUACAAACAACGCGGGUGCGUUAGCGGAUAUUCAUUCUGUGUAUGGCUUUGUAAAUGGAAACGCAGCAGAAGCAGUCAGAGAAUACGCACGAAGAUUUCCAAACAGGCGACAUCCAACUCGCUCAGUAUUUGUAAGAGUGCAUCGCCAAAUAAUUGAAAAUGGUUUUGAAAAUCUCCAAAGGGAUCAAAACAUAAAUGUUCGUCAGCGCAGAUUUACCCGUAUGAUUCUGCGUGAGUUUGAUAGAGAUCCGACCACAAGUGUUAGGAGAGUUUCUGGUGCCUUGGGAAUUUCAGCAAGCCAUGUUCACCGUGUUCUUAGAAACGACCAUAGACGUCCUUACCAUUUGCAACCUGUGCAAGGACUACAGCCAGGGGACGGAGAACGAAGAAUCACAUUUUGUCAGUGGAUUCUUGAUAGAACUGGUAAUAAUAGGGAGUUUUUAAGUAACGUUUUAUGGAGCGAUGAGUCAUGCUUCACUAGACGUGGAGUGGUAAAUUUUCAUAAUCAACAUAUGUGGUCGCAUGAAAAUCCGCAUGCAGUUCGGGAAAGAAAUUUUCAGCAUGAAUUUAGUGUGAACGUGUGGAUUGGUAUCUACCGUAAUCGACUAUUCCGACCCUACCUUUUGCCUGCAAGGUUAAAUGCUGCGACCUUCUUAGAAUUUUUAAAGGCUGAACAUGCAAAUAUGUGGGAUGCUGUUAUGUUAGAUUUAAGAAGAUUGGCCUGGUCCCAGCUUGAUGGUUGUCCAGCUCAUUAUUCGAGAAUAGUUAGAAACUGGCUGGACGAAAAUUAUCCAGAAAGAUGGAUCGGCCGACCUGACCUAAAUCCAUUAGACUUCUUUGUAGAUAUGCUAAUAGACAGAAUCAGGAAUGCAUGUGAUGAAAUAAGGCCUUAUUUGAAUAAUGCUAUACCACGUUCGAUCAUUCGUACAUGUGAAUUGUGUAUUGAAUAA